AUGAACAGCACCGAAAGCUACGGUCUUGGAAAAAAUAAACAAGGCCGUUUAGAGCCAGUUCUAGCACCUAAACAGCAUGAUCGUAGAGGUCUUGGACAGCAACCUGUUCCUGGACAUGAAGCUUCAGGUCAUAAAUGGAAUCCAGCAGAGGAAGUAAUAAUGUGUGUGGAAGACGUGAAAUGAAUAAGGAAUCCAACUUCCAAUACGCCUACGUUGGAAGAAAUGCAGAACUGGUUACAUCGGGGAUCUAAAAAAUUGAUCAUAGAUGAUGAAAUUGAUUUCCGUUGUGAAGAUAGAGUGCAAAAUAUUAUCAAUGCAAAAACAGUACUCGGUCAUUUGGAUAACGUUGAAGUGCGUCGAGCAAGGACACGUUGUGAUUCUUAUGAAUCAAUUCGUGGUGCAUUAUUCUUAAGUCAUGCUGCUGUUAAAAUGGCGAAUAUAUAUAGGGCAUGUAACUUUAUGUUUAUUAAACCAGAAGGUUUGGGGGAGAAUGAGUUGUUAUAUUUUGCAGAUGUUUGUACUGGACCAGGUGGUUGUAUUGAAUAUGUUCUAUGGCGAAAGAAAUGGCGUGCUAAAGGUUUUGGUCUUACUUUAAAGAAUGAAAAUGAUUUCAAAUUAGCAGAUUUUAAUGCGGGACCUUGUGAAACAUAUCAUCCAUAAUAUGGACUAAAAGAAAAUGGUGAUGUUUUUGACCCAAAUAAUCAAGAGGCAUUUAUAAAUCUUAUAAUGUUGGAUAUCCAUGGCAAAGGAGUACAUUUUAUGAUGUCUGAUGGGGGAUUUUCUGUAGAAGGACAAGAUAAUGUACAAGAAAUUCUUUCAAAACAACUGUACCUUUGUCAAUGUGUAAUAGCAUUGAUGAUUGUAAGAGAGGGUGGUCAUUUUGUGACAAAAUUAUUUGACCAUCUUACACCCUAUAGUGCUGGUUUAGUUUAUUUAAUGUAUCGCUGCUUUAAAGAAGUUUGUAUUUUUAAAUCAAACUCUUCUGGACCAGCAAGUUCAGAACGUUACUUAAUAUGUUAGACGAAACGAAGUGGGACACAAGAUGUUGUGAAAUAUCUGAAGCAUGUUAAUCGUCUGCUUUUAAAAGGCGGUGAAAAUGACAACGUUUUACAAUUAGUAUCAUAUAAUGAAUUAAAAAUCGAGAAACAAUUUGUUCCAUAUCUACGUGCUUCUAAUAAAGAUUUGAGCAGAAAACAGAUAACAGGUGCAUUUUGCGAGGAUAAUACUCUUGUUGAGACAAAACAAACUGAUAUGCGCAAACAAUGUCAGGAGUAUUGAAAACUUCCUGAUGAAACUAGGACAACCCCAGGAAACAUGAAACCAAAAGAUAAAUACAAUACUCUUUUGAAAGAUACUUCAUUCCUUACUAUUAGUCAAGCACAAUUGAAGGAAUUUAACAUUCAAAAUGCAUUAUUGUUCACCAAACGACUGGUUUUGUAUUCAUAUAUUCAUAUAUUGUAG
Molecule: messenger RNA, 1461 nt
Organism: Bombus pascuorum
Lineage: Eukaryota; Metazoa; Arthropoda; Insecta; Hymenoptera; Apidae
Product: cap-specific mRNA (nucleoside-2'-O-)-methyltransferase 1-like
Biological process (GO): 7-methylguanosine mRNA capping
Cellular component (GO): cytoplasm; nucleus
Molecular function (GO): methyltransferase cap1 activity; nucleic acid binding
Source: RefSeq, a predicted model, not a curated record